AACUGACCCACAGAGCUUCAGAGUGCACGUUGCUUAGGGAACGAGUACGCAUUGGUUCUAGAAUAGAUAGGCCACUGAAUUAACGUGGGCAGCCAUGAUUAGGGUGUCGUUGGCGAUCGCAUUGGUAGCCACAGUGAGCGGUGGCACAACACCGUAUUCUUUGAAUCCAUUCUCGGAUGAAAUCAUCGACUUCAUCAACGAGCUCAACACCACGUGGAAGGCUGGCAGAAACUUCCACAAGAACAUUACAAUUCCGUACUUCGAGGCUCUUCUCGGGCUACUUUACGAAGCGGAGAACGACACGAUGCUCGUCAAGACACAUGACCUUUCUCUGGAGCUGCCGGAGUUCUUCGACGCUCGGAAGCACUGGCCCACCUGUACGACGAUUGGUCUCAUUCGCGACCAGAGUGUAUGUGGAUCGUGUUGGGCAUUCGGAGCAGUGGAACCCAUCUCCGAUCGCAUAUGCAUACACAGCGAGGGCCAAGUCAAGGUGAACAUAUCAGCGCUGGACCUCCUGUCAUGCUGCAAGAACUGCGGCUACGGGUGUCAUGGUGGGUACUUGAGCUUCGCGUGGCAGUACUACCAAGAUAACGGCAUCGUGACCGGUGGGCUGUACGGAACUGACGACGGUUGCAAGCCGUACCCUUUCAAGCGCUGCGAGCACAGCGAGCCGGGACCGCGGCCCGAGUGUCCGACGGACCCGCCGACGCCCCAGUGCGUGUAUCGCUGUCGAUCAGGGUACGAGCGCGACUACGCAGACGACAAGUACUACGCGGAGACUGUCUACCACGUCCAAAAGGACGAAAGUCAUAUCAAGGCCGAGAUCUUCAAGCAUGGACCCGUCUCGGCAGGCAUGGAUGUUUACACCGAUUUCUUCCACUAUAAAAAUGGUGUUUACCAGCACGCAGUCUCCGGUGCCAGCAAGGUUGGAAUGCACGCCGUGAAAAUUCUGGGCUGGGGUUCUGAAGGUGGUGUUCCCUACUGGUUAGUGGCCAACUCUUGGAACACCGACUGGGGCGACAAUGGCUUCUUCAAGAUUCUUCGUGGAAGCAGUGAAUGUGGCAUUGAAGAGAUGGUCUUCGCCGGAAUCCCCAAUCUCUUCAUUCUCGCGUAUAAGAAGACGAAUGCAGGGCACAACAUCUUCCACUGGUCCCCACCAGCGGAAUCUCAGAGUAUGUGGAAGCCUAUGCUUGCGUGCGUAGUGCUUGUGGCUGCCGUCCACGGUCGCCGUUUCUAUCCAGUCAAUUUCAGGCAUGUCUCUGACGGCAUGGUGUCCUUCAUCAACAAGCUCAACACCACGUGGAAGGCUGGAAGAAACUUCAACAGGAACAUCUCGCCAAUGUUCCUGCGAGGGCUCCUGGGUGUCCAUCCCGACAACCGGCUUCACAGGCUGCCUGCUCUUCACCACGCUGAGAUUCCAGAGGACCUGCCGGAAUCCUUCGACGCUCGCGAAAAAUGGCCGCAGUGCACAAGCAUCGGACUCAUCCGGGAUCAGUCAAGUUGCGGAUCUUGCUGGGCAUUUGGAGCCGUUGAAGCCAUAUCUGACCGCAUCUGUAUCCACAGCCAGGGAAAGGUGCAAGUGAACAUCUCUGCCCAGGACAUCCUGACGUGUUGCCCCAGUUGCGGUCGUGGCUGCCUAGGAGGUUUUCCUUCAUCGGCGUGGCAGUUCUACAGGGACCGGGGUAUCGUCACAGGAGGCCUGCAUGACACCGAUGAUGGCUGCUUGCCGUACCACUUCCCGCCUUGCGAGCAUCACACCGUCGGACCGCUGCCCAACUGCAGCGAAGACAUCUCACCGACGCCUCGCUGUGUGCACACCUGCCGCGAGGGAUACGAUACGGACUACAGCAAUGACAAGUACAAGGGUGAGAAAGUGUACUCAAUAGAGGCGGACGAGACGCAAAUCAAGACCGACAUAUUCAAGAACGGUCCCGUAGAAGCGGACUUCGAUGUCUAUUCCGACUUCUUCUCUUACAAGAGUGGUGUUUAUCAGAGACUCAGCAGCGAGUAUCUGAGCGGACAUGCAGUCAAAAUCAUAGGGUGGGGCACAGAAAAUGGCAUACCCUACUGGCUUGCAGCAAACUCAUGGAAUCCCAACUGGGGCGACAAAGGAUACUUCAAAAUUCUUCGUGGAACCAAUGAAUGCGGCAUAGAGAACGACAUCAAUGCUGGAAUCCCCAAGCUAAACUUCGAAUGACUGAUAAAUUUUAGACAGAAAAUGAA
Messenger RNA from Rhipicephalus microplus (southern cattle tick), 2223 nucleotides. RefSeq lists its product as uncharacterized. Gene Ontology annotation, biological process: proteolysis; regulation of catalytic activity. Gene Ontology annotation, molecular function: cysteine-type endopeptidase activity. The record is from RefSeq and is a predicted model, not a curated record. NCBI's taxonomy places the organism in Eukaryota, Metazoa, Arthropoda, Arachnida, Ixodida, Ixodidae.